Messenger RNA from Cladophialophora yegresii CBS 114405, 360 nucleotides. RefSeq lists its product as uncharacterized. The transcript has 2 exons. NCBI's taxonomy places the organism in Eukaryota, Fungi, Ascomycota, Eurotiomycetes, Chaetothyriales, Herpotrichiellaceae. Bases 1 to 360 code for a protein of 119 amino acids. The record is from RefSeq and is a predicted model, not a curated record.
AUGACCGUGGAGUAUAUCUGGCCCGGAACCUGCCCCCCUGGUGUUUCGGCGAAACGGUUGAAGUCGCUUUGGUUUGUCAGGGGCCAAACUCUGCACGUCGAGUCCAACGAAGCCGUCGAUGCCGACGAGAUCCCCAUCAUCGACGUGGCGGGCAUCUACAGCGACAAGUUAAAAGACCGACAAGCCGUGGCGGACAAGGUCCGCGAGGCUGCCCAUCGCAUUGGGUUCUUCUACGUGAUCAACCACGGCUUCGACGUGAAACUAACAGACGGGGUCUUCGAGCAAGCCAAACGCUUCUUCAAACUCCCCAUGGAAAAGAAGUUGGUGGUCGACACGACCUCGUGCCCAAGGAGAACGUAG